AUGGACAACACCGGCAAGGAGAAGGAGGCCAUGCAGCUGCUGGCUGAGGCCGAGAAGAAAGUGAAAUCCUCCCAGUCCUUCUUCUCCGGCCUGUUCGGUGGCUCCUCAAAAGUGGAAGAAGCUUGUGAACUCUACGCCCGGGCUGCUAACAUGUUUAAAAUGGUGAAGAACUGGAGCGCCGCUGGUAAUGCUUUCUGCCAAGCUGCUCAGCUUCAUCUACAAGUCCAGAGCAAGCAUGAUGCAGCAACAAACUUUGUGGAUGCUGGCAAUGCCUUCAAAAAGUCUGAUCCUCAAGAAGCCAUCAACUGCCUGCUUCGAGCAAUUGAGAUCUACACUGAUAUGGGAAGAUUCACCAUCGCAGCCAAACAUCACAUAUCUAUUGCUGAAAUAUAUGAGUCUGAGUUGGUGGAUAUAGAGAAGGCAAUUGCUCACUAUGAGCAGGCAGCUGAUUACUACAAGGGCGAGGAGUCCAACAGUUCUGCCAACAAAUGUCUUCUGAAGGUCGCCACUUACACAGCUCAACUGGAGCAGUAUGCAAAAGCUGUUGAAAUCUAUGAGCAGGUUGGUACCAAUGCAAUGGACAGUCCUCUUCUCAAAUACAGUGCCAAAGAGUAUUUCUUCAAAGCUGCUCUCUGUCAUUUCUGCAUCGACAUGUACAACGCCAAGCUGGCAGUCCAGAAAUAUGAGGAAAUGUUUCCAGCUUUUUCUGAUUCCAGGGAGUGCAAACUAGUAAAGAAGUUGCUGGAGGCUCAUGAAGAACAAAACAUGGACAACUAUACAGAUGCAGUUAAAGAAUAUGACUCUAUCUCCCGCUUGGACCAGUGGCUGACUACAAUGCUGCUUCGCAUCAAGAAGACCAUCAAAGGAGAAGAGGAAGACUUGCGCUAA
Molecule: messenger RNA, 888 nt
Organism: Staurois parvus
Lineage: Eukaryota; Metazoa; Chordata; Amphibia; Anura; Ranidae
Source: the annotation of a GenBank genome assembly